This is a messenger RNA of Botrytis deweyae, 1083 nucleotides long. RefSeq lists its product as uncharacterized. Gene Ontology annotation, biological process: water transport; glycerol transmembrane transport. Gene Ontology annotation, molecular function: glycerol channel activity; water channel activity. Bases 1 to 1083 code for a protein of 360 amino acids. Lineage: Eukaryota; Fungi; Ascomycota; Leotiomycetes; Helotiales; Sclerotiniaceae. The transcript has 6 exons. Gene Ontology annotation, cellular component: plasma membrane. The record is from RefSeq and is a predicted model, not a curated record.
AUGAAUCCAGAUAAACAAGGGUCGCCCAUUCCUGCCGUUAGCAAUGACAAGCACAUGGGGAUGAUGGAAUCCCAACAAUCCUCGCCAGACCUCUCAUCACACGAGUCUACGCUGGAUGGAAACAACAUGCACACGAUCUCCAGUGGAGGUAGCGGUGCUUAUGCAGAACAUGGUCCUGGAAUCGAUCAUAAGAUCCCACAAGAACUCGAGAUACAGUCAAAGCCAGACCUCUUGUGGAGUCGUAUCCGACAUACCAUGCGAGAACCGUUCUCGGAAUUCUUUGGUGUAUUUAUUUUGAUCUUGUUUGGAGAUGGUGUGGUUGCGCAAGUAGUCUUAAGCUCGGGCGAGAGAGGCUCCUAUCAAUCAAUAUCUUGGGGAUGGGGCAUUGGAGUUAUGCUUGGAGUAUAUGCUUCAGGCAUUAGUGGUGCCCACAUCAACCCAGCUGUGACAUUCGCAAACUGCGUCUUUCGAAAAUUUCCCUGGCGCAAAUUCCCCAUCUACAUGUUGGCGCAAGUGUUGGGGGCAAUGUGCGCCGCCGGCGUGGUCUAUGCAAACUAUAAAUCUGCCAUUGAUAUGUUCGAAGGGGGGAAUAAUAUUCGAACUGUGGGCCUCAACACAUCAUCUGCAGGCAUAUUCUGUACCUAUCCCGCCCCUUUUAUGACAAAAACAGGACAAUUCUUUUCAGAGUUCAUCGCAAGUACGAUACUCAUGUUUUGUAUCUACGCUUUACAAGACAAUGGUAAUUUAGGUUCUGGAAAUCUUACCCCACUUGGACUCUUCUUCGUGAUCUUCGGUAUUGGCGCUUGCUUUGGAUGGGAAACUGGAUAUGCUAUUAAUAUGGCUAGAGACUUUGGUCCAAGAUUGAUGAGCUACUUCCUUGGAUAUGGUCACGAAGUAUGGAGCGCGGGAAACUAUUACUUUUGGGUACCUAUGGUAGCGCCAUUUUUUGGAUGCUUGUUUGGAGGUUGGUUGUAUGACGUCUUCAUCUUCACCGGCGAGAGCCCCAUCAAUACUCCUUGGAUGGGAUUGAAGCGGGUUAUGCCUGGGGGUCUCGGGAGUAAGAAAGUAGACUCCGCAGUUUAA